Lineus longissimus is the source of this 7010-nucleotide messenger RNA. Its product is annotated as centrosomal protein of 128 kDa-like. Lineage: Eukaryota; Metazoa; Nemertea; Pilidiophora; Heteronemertea; Lineidae. The record is from RefSeq and is a predicted model, not a curated record. Bases 165 to 3725 code for a protein of 1186 amino acids. Gene Ontology annotation, cellular component: centriole; spindle pole. The transcript is spliced from 26 exons.
UGGCGGUGUUUUUAAUUUGAUCGCGACGGUGAACUCAAAAUAAUCGCAUCAAAAGUGCCUUUUCAAUCAAUAUUGUCUUGAUCCGAUGAUCAACCUACUGAUACAGACAAAAAAGUACCAAUCCAACUUCACUGCCAGAACGAACAUUCGCCAUAGCCUUCGAGAUGGAUGACACAGAUAUAUCGACCGACAAUUCUGAUAUCUUUGGGGACACAGGGUCCCCUCUGACUCCAAGGAUGCUAUCAGACUCCAGCAGGCAGCCUCUUACACAUAAGGUGGACCAGAUAUCAUCAACACUCAAAGACACCAACCGCAACCUCAAGUCUGUGGACAGGAUGUUGUCCUCGUAUCGUGACAUAAAUGAACAGCAGACAACAGCUAUGGACAAGCUGCGUGGAGAUAUGAACAAGACGAUGGACCAGCUGAAGGAAGAAAGGAUGAAGACGACCUUGUCCAAAAGUCACGAUCGCCCACUCAGAUCGAGCGACCUUGAUGAUGAUGAGGAAUUCAGUGUUCCUCACAGAAGGCCACCAAGGAGGAGAGCUUCACCAUUUCAGAGAGAUUAUUCGAGUGAUGCCGAGUACCGUGGGCGGAGUCACAGGCGGCCUGGAGGGCCCGGUGUGAGGUUCCAGGAUGACACAUUGCCGCCAGACCAGAUCCAUGAGCUUCACCAGUCACUCCGUGAGCUCUCCACCAAUCAGGAACGCCUGCGUGAUGAACUCAAACAGGAGCUGGAGAAGCGAGGAAGCCGAUUUAAAGCAAGUAAGGCAGACUCAUUACCGAGUUCUGAUCCUAACGCAGAAAGAGAUGAAAUAGAGAAUCGACGACACAUACAUGAUCUAAGUGACAAUCUGAGAAGAUCACAUUCCGAUACAAAUAUGAGUGUUGAACGCCGCCUUGCUGCGAUCCAGGAUGAGUUGAAAAGUGAGCGCCGGUCGUUUGAUCAGCGCAGAAAUGAGCUUGGAAAGUUAUCGUCAGAACUCCGCACUGCUUUGACUCAACACCAACAGCAGCAACACCAAGCUAGCAGUCUGUCCGCGUCGGCAACAGCAGAGGAACAACUGUGGAGGAGUAAACUAAGUCAUGCGGAGUCGCAAAAGAGGCAGAUGGAGACAGAUAUGGAGAACAUCAAGAGGAGAUUUGAUCAGUCGGAAGGGAGCAAGACAGCGCUCAUGAAACAGAUGGAUGAGUUGCGGCAGCAGUUGUCUCAGGCAGAGAGGGAGAGGAGCCAGAUGAGGAACAGGGUGGAGGAGAUCAGGACAGAGGAGGACAUCAAGGAGAGGAAGAGGUUAAAAGCUGUCCAAGAAGAAAAAGAAUACGAGAGGAAAUCCCUGGAGAAAGAAAUCCAUGACUUAAAGGUGCAACUGACCAGAUCCACUCAACAUGAUUCGGCCGAGAUCGAGGACUUGAAAAGACUGCUGGACCGGACGGAGAGACAGAGGUCACAGAUGUCAGACCAUGUCGAUGUUUUAAAAAAGGACGUAGAAAAUAAGGAGAAGCAUACUCUGAAGCUGAUGACGGAACUACAAGACGUGAAGGUGAAACAAGAACAGUGUGAGAGACAGCGUGACUCCUCCAUGUCACAGUUGGAGGACGCGCUAAGGCAGCUGCGGGACGUGACACGUGAUGUUGAACGAUAUAACGACGAGUUGAAGAACACCGAGCGACAGUAUCAUGACAGUGAGAAGAAGAGGGAAGAGAUGAGAUGCAAGGCUCAGGAGACAGUCAAAAUGUGGAAGUUAAAGUGUAAACGCCUUGAGAAGGAAGUGGAUAAGUAUCGAGGUGACACAGACGGACUCAGCACCAAACAGGAACAAUUGCUCAAGGAGAAUGAAUGUCUCAAAUGCCAUUUGAACACUGCCAAACAUCAACUGGAAAACAUGAAGAAAGAAAUGGGGGACAUUUUGUCAUGCCGUGCUCAACAAGAAGAACAACUAAGACUCAGGGAUAAUGAACUUUGUGAUGUGCAAGCGCUCAAGCAUGAUUUAGAGAAGGAUGUGAGAGAUUACAAAUGCAUGAAUGAUAGAUUGAAGGAAGAGAUCCACUCUCUGGAGAUGACGAUAGCAACAUCAAGAGAUGAAAAGGGACAUCUAGAGGAGAAACUAUCGACGGUGCAAGCCUCGAACCUUGUUGCUCAAGAUGAAAAUAAGUCAUUGAGGAGGGAAAUCCAAGAAGUAGGGGUCCAGAAAGCAGAACUCUCGGCUCAGCUCAACGAAGUGCUUUUACAAAGACAAGAACUCAAGAAAAGUCUACAAGACUGCCAUAGAACAGAACAAAAUCUCAGGGAGGAAAUAUCUGCACUUACUAGACAAAUGAGAGAGGACAGCGAAUGCCACUUGGCCACUGUAGAUGACCUACGGAAGCAGGCAGAGGAGGCCAAAUGUCGAGAAGCACGAGUUUGCCAAGAUAUCAACCGCCGUAUGAAACGAGACCAAGCAGAGUAUGAGGCUCAUGUACAGGCACUCCAGAUUGAAUUAUCUGAAGAAAAGUCCAACAUCAAGAUCAUGAAACGGCAGGAUGACAAAUUACGCACGGAUGUUGAUAGGCUACAAGAGGAGGUGAACAGGCUGGAAGAUGAGAACAUGAGGGUGAAGAGGAAGCUACAGAAGACAAGACAGGAGAUGGACACCAAGUUACAGAUUGCUGAUGACGACCUCUCAAAGUCGAGAAGAAUUGAACAAGAGGUGAUGAGUUUGCGAGACAGUCUCAAAAAGUUAGAGAGAGAUCAAAGAAACGUGUUGCAUACAGUUGGAUCAGAAAUCGAUGCUGUGGUCGAGAUUGCCUCGUUGGGUUCAGCCGAGGCGUAUAAUUCCAUCUCCAUAUCGAAGGCAUCAGUGUCGGAUCCCGUCUCUUGGAUGGCUGAAAUGAAGAGUAAACUUCAGUGGUUACGUAGCGAGGUACAGCACAACAAAGAAAAGGAGCAGCGUCUGAAAAUGGAUGUGAAAGAUGUCGUCCAGAGUAGCGAUUCGGAUCGCAAACAUCUCGUCUCGGAGCUUUAUAAGCAGCAAGAUGUCGUGGACGAUCUGGUAUUGGAAAAGAACAUCCUGGAGAGAAAGGAACAGGCUAAGUUAGACGAGGUGAUCGCCUUGGAGGAACAGGUUCUGGAGCUGUCUGAUACGCUACGACAUCAGAAGACCAACUCGCUGGUGAAGUCAUUGGAGAUGGAGAGGGAGAAGCAGCAUAUUAUUGAUGACAUUGAGGACAUCAAGGAUUCUCACUUAGAACGGGAGCGUAUACAAGAAAGAUAUGAAAGGUUACAGAAGAUGGUGUCAUCCCUGAAGGAUGAACUGGCUGACACAAGAAAAACAUCAAGUGAUUAUAAGACGGCAGCCCUUGAAGCUGAACUCCAUGCUGUCCGAUCGACUGCCAGAAGUCCCAUCUCGUCACCAAAGCCACGUCGCAGAGUGCGCAUAGACCACACGCCCCCGACAUUAGAUUUACCUACCUCUAGACCAAGAGACAGGUCUCCAUCGCCCACCAGAAGUGCCCUGCGUUCAUACAGCCGCAGUCCCUGCCGCAGCCCGAGCAGUUUAAGCCCGGUUCGCUUCAGAAGUGUCAGUAGAAGUCCCAUCCGUAGUCCCAGGGCAACGAGCCCGUUGAGAACGAGCAGUCCAAGCCGUUAUUCUGCCAAGACACCUCCUCCUCUUGCGAUGAGUGAUGAAGAGUUCCACCGCAAGUUUGUACCUGCCUCUCCAAGAUUGUGUGAGCCUCUGGACGAUUAUUGAUUGAUUGAAAUUGGAAGCGCUUGUGGGUGAUGCAAAUUAUGCAGACAGUAUUGGAUCAUCAUGUAAUUUGGUAAUCUAUUUUUUGAGUAAUCACAACUGCCUGAUAUUCACAUUGCAUUGAGUCUAGUUGUUUGAAAGAGCUGUGAAGUCUGAUUCCUAAUGCCAAAGCAAUUCCUGUCAUUCCAAGCUCCUCUUCAUGACCCUGUAUUUGCCUUCAGGUGACGAUGCAUGUCGACAGUUGGCGCCUGUUGCCACUGUAGACCAAAUACUUUUGCAAAACAAUAACAGUUGUGAAAUAUUGGGAAAUGAGGGGGAGCUUUUAAUGUUGUUGCAUGAAUUUUAUUUUCUGGUAAGAUGUGUGAAAUCAGUCAUGCCUUAUGAUACCAGCUCAAGGAUUUUUUUAUUAUUUGUAUGAUAAAAAGAGCCUUAUGAAGGAGGCUCUCCUUCAAUUUUUUCUGCUUAUUUUCGUUGUCUGGAAUCUUUUCUGCAGCAAGACUAAAAAAAAUUGAAUCACAAGUGAACAUGGAGUAUGAAUUGGUAGAAGGAGUUUCUUAUAAGGUCUAUGCUGUGUAAAAAGUCUCAGAUAAUUACUGGCUGGUCCAGCAGGUUGUAAAGUUAAUUUUUUUUUCUUUAAAAAAAUGCAAAUCAAAGUAUAGACUGGGGGGGGGGGGGGCUUAUCACCGCUGUGUGCAACAAAAAUAUCCCUUGUUAGCGGGUGAACCUGGUAAUUUCUGGGUUUUUUUAGUGAGAAACUUGAGAUUGGAUACUAGUAUGAGCCACUUGAACUAUCAAAUUUGAAGUCAUGCUCAAGGGUAAAAUACAUCUAAUAUUUAUUUAACUAUCAUUACUAGAUUUUUGAUACAGUAUUUUGUUUUCUAUGCUAUUGUUUUCUAUGCUACUUGCUUUAUGUGCCUGUUUCUGUAUGUAUAUCUAGAGUAUAGGUAUUUUAUUUGCUAAUAAAGAUUAAAGCUGUCUUUAAAGCAACGGUGGACAGUGUCUAUAAGUCUUAAAGCACAAGUGAAGAUAGGUGGAAUAAAAUUAUAAAAUUUCAAUGUUCCCAUCCUAUUUUAUUCCAAUCUUACUUUAAUGAGAUUGGGAAAUUGAAGUUCUAUAAUUUUUUCUUAGAAGUACAUCAAAAGUGUCAUUUCAAUAGCAGAAGAUAAAUAUCAUUAUUGUAGUUUAUUUCAAUUAGUCAUAAAACUUGCUGGAUUGGUGUCCUGUCCGAAAUGGGUUAAAUAGGAUCAGAGAGUCGACAUAUUUCAAAUGGUACGUAUGGUGAUGACGUUACAUGUCCCAUAAAUCUGUACUUGAACAUAGUCUAUUACAUCGGUGGACAUAAUUGGUAAAUUCAGCAGACGUCAUGUGUUGCUGCUGGCAUUUGGCAAUGAAAAUGAUUUGUGUAACGACUGAUUUGGUUGGCUGAUGAAAUUGUCUGAUUUACGUGCUUUAGGCCAGGUCAUAAUUCGUUGGUUGGCGAUGUGUGAGAGAAGCAACUGGUUGCAUGUACUGCAUGACUCCUUGGGUUUGAUUUUACAGCAAAAGAAAUUGAAAACCUCUUUUAGAAUAGGCACCGCUUUAAUGUUGUUUUGAAUUUUAAAGGUCGAGUGCCUUAAAGGACCUCUUCUGUCAGGACAAAUAUUGGCUUGAAAUGGUUUGCCUCAUUGCCACUAGGGGUGCCAGGAUCUUACCCAGUGUACAUAAUAAUGCAAACUGUGUGUAUAUUGCAUAAUAACACCUUCUACAAUACGAUGAUGCCAAAUGAAUAAUCCAAGUUAAAUGCUACCGCCACUUGCCAGUGUUGGCUGAACCAUCCCAAACCAGGUCGAUUUCCAAACAUAAGGGCCAAUUUGAUAUCUAAAUUGACUAUUCAGUGGCAAUACAAUGCCAGAAAUGUUAUAUUCCUGUGCCACAUUUACACAGCAAACCUUUUGUCGUAUUCACGCCUUGAUCUGAUUGCACAAUCGGCAGAAUUUCUCAUUUCCCGGCAAAUACGGCUGUUAAGUCUAUAUACUCAAUGUAACAAUAUUUCCAUUGUUUCCAGUCUGAUGACUCUGCUUCACUUAAACACAUUUUGAUUAUCUCUAUCCUCCCGGAUGGUAGAAGACAAAUAUCAAUAAACUUAUGAAACUUGUAGCUCAGGCGAUAAAUGUCAUAUUUGAUGGAAUGCCACACAAAUUUGUUAGUUUUUCAUUCCAGUUUUCGAUUGUGACAUCCCGUUGUGGUUUGAUAUUUUCUUUUUUGGUUGCUUGUCAAUAUUGACGUUGGCCUUUGCCAGUUUCCCCACUAACUGCUGUAAUAAUGAUACAUUUUACUUUAAUAUUUUUGAAUAUUUGUUAAUUGUGCAUGGGCGAGUUGUGUAUUCCUGGGGAAAGUUAAAUGUUAGCAUUAGCUCAUUUGGGAAAACUGCACUAAAGAUGCCUUGAUAAUGGUAGAUGGCAGUUUCACACUUCUGAUAAAGUCUGCAUUCACAAGGAAACCAAAAGGCCCAUCCCAUUCAUGUGAUUCCACCUUUAUACUCCUAAAAACUUGUAUGAUAGAACCACCAGAAAUUUAAACCUUAAACUAUUCUGACAAUGAAAUUCAAUUGAAUUGAUCCCCAUUUACCUCCAAUCUCCAUUAUGAUAUGGCAGAGUAAACUCCCCAGGUACGUCACUCAUCAUCCUUUAGAUACUUCCUUCAUGGUUAAGGGAGGGAGUGUAAUAGCUGAGUAGUGCAUGUGUCUAACUGAGGGACUCUGGACUCAUGUCGGGUCGAAAGGAAAAAAAUUCAGAUUAAAUCCUGUCCACUAUAAACUCUUUACUCAACCUGUCUUCCUGUGCUGUAGAUACUUGUAAUUUGCUUCAGAAUCUGUUUAAAGGUUUAGUUUUAUUCUAUUGCAUAAUUUCAUAUGUUUGUACAAAUCUUUAUAUUGGCUAUUUAUGAUGAUCAUAGUUAAAAGAUAUGUAGAUGUUUUAGAUUAUUUGUUGCAUUGCUUGUAUACAGUGAGGGGUGGUACAAAAUAUUUGCAAAAGUUCAGUGAGCACCGGAUAGAGUGUUUUUCACUACUUGAUUAUGGGAGUGGGUUAUCUUGAUACCCCACUUCCAUAAUUAAGUAGGUAAAACUGUACUCAUGUGAAGUGCUACCCCUAAAAGAAUGAAGAUGGUAGCUGUUUUGUAAAUUUAUAAUGGAGCUGUAGCUAUAGUUGUUUGAGACAAGCAUAGGUUUUUAGAUAUGAUUAUGUGAUUGUAUCACAUUCCUCUUUUAUAAAGUAUUUUUUUCCAAUAAAAUAUAAAAGAUAGAUUUUA